This is a messenger RNA of Olea europaea var. sylvestris, 2183 nucleotides long. RefSeq lists its product as uncharacterized. The coding region runs from base 430 to 1902 and encodes 490 amino acids. NCBI's taxonomy places the organism in Eukaryota, Viridiplantae, Streptophyta, Magnoliopsida, Lamiales, Oleaceae. The record is from RefSeq and is a predicted model, not a curated record. The transcript is spliced from 5 exons.
AAAUUCAAAAAGAUUCAAAGUAGUAUAUGUACUCGGAUCAUCAAUUAAAUCCAAUAUCGGCGACACAAAGUCGGACAUAAAUCUUCAUCCAUGAGUAUUAUAUAGAUCAACAAAAGAUAGCAUAAUUUUCGCGUAAAUCAGAGUUAGGAUUUGUCGAUCUGUACUGUAAUUCGAUUUAGUCAGUAAAAUGUGCUCCCAAUUCCCUCUAAAAUAACCAACAAUCUGCCUGCCUUUACUUUUAGCACCAAUCAGAUUACAACAUUUAGUGGAUUUCUGUUGCUCACUCUUUGGACUGUAGGGUUUUUCACUUUUUUUCUCCCACAUAUGCAAUGGUGGUAAAGUUGCGUUUCCGUGUUAAGUUGCCUUUUUCGAAUAUCGAUUUACAGCUGUAGUUCAAUCGUGGGUUUGAAAUCUUGGUGUGGUUAGAACAUGCAUGUGACUAAGGGUGGCUGGGUUGGGCAAACUUUUGCCCUUGCUGUGAAUGAUGAUUCAAGAGGAAGGAAGUCGAGGACCAGGCGUUCAAAGGAAGAAAGGAAGGAAAUGGUUGAAUCUUUCAUAACGAAAUAUCAGAAAUCAAAUAAUGGGAAUUUUCCAUCACUUAAUCUCACUCACAAAGAAGUUGGUGGAUCUUUUUACACAGUGCGAGAAAUUGUUCGAGAGAUUAUUCAAGAGAACAGAGUGCUUGGUCCAGCUGAGUCAUAUCUGAAGGAGCAUAACAAGUCUGAGUUUCUGAAACAAUACCCGCUGGGAUCUAUUUCUAUUCAACCCCAAAUUGAUUUCUUAUCAGAUAAAACUCAUGCUGUAAUUGAUAUCACACCUGAUGAUCAUCAGGUUACAACUGAAAAGCACAUUUCUAUCUCUAAUGGGGCAUUCCGUGGACCUGAGUCCUUUGCAUUUGAUAAUGAUGUUAAUUGGCACAGUCAGACAGUUCAGGAAAAAGAAGGAUUAGGUGAACUGAGUACAAAACACGAUGCACUCAUUCCUCAAGAUACCAGCAUGGAAGAGGUCUCAAAAGCUAGUACGCAGUUUUCUCAACCUAAGAGUCAGGAGUUCGAGAAUGAACAUAUUGCUAACAGUAGUGUUGGGCCCAGAACUCAUCAAGAAUGUGAUAGGCAAAAUUUUUCACAAUUUAGUGGGGAAGUUUCUGAACCUGGGACUAAGAGGCUUAGUGAUGAGCAAAUUGCAUAUGAGGAUCAAAUACUUGGAAGAAGAACCGAAGAAUACGGAGAGCUAGUAGGUAUGGAGUCAGUAGUGAGGGUGAGUCUGGGUAGAGAGAAAGAUGGAGCCGAACAACUGAAACAGUCAGAAGCUGCAAUAUCUCCUGUUAAUGCUGACGAUGCUGUGGAGAAAUUCCCAAUGAGGCCUCUUUCUACAACUCAUGAUGCAGAUGGAGGAUGUAGUGAAUCAAGAGACAUCACUGGAGCUUUGGGAUAUGGAGCAACUCAACACGGCGGAACAUCUUUUGAAAGCAUUUCUAGUUUGAUGGAUGAAAAGGUGGAUGAAAAGUUUCCCCGUUCAACGCUGAAAGGGAACAGUGAGUUCAGGGAUGAAAAACCACUGAAACACAAAGGCCUGUCUUUGGAAAGUUUAAAUUGCUGUGGAACAGAUGAAGCUACUGCACCUGAUAUCCAUGGCAUUAGAGACGUUGAAGUCGAGCACUCCUUGCCUGAUGGAACCACGGCCAGUGACUCUCCUGAACGGUUGAAUUCUGCGGAGUCCACUGCAGUCAUGGAAAAGCUUAGCAUCUCCUAUAAUGACAACUGUCUGAAAGAAAAUAACACUAUGAACCCGGAAAAAGCAGAAGGAACGUCGUCGAAGAAAACCUCUGCACCUGAAACCAAUACUCUUUGGGCUCUACUUAUAGCAUUCCUGUUGGCUUUUGUGAAGUUUUGGACUAAAUAAGGCGUUUUUCUUUCAGAACUUUCGUGCUCUGCAUUUCUGCUGCUGUGGUUAGAUUAGUGGUUUUAGGCUUCCGGUAGAGUUUGUUUUGGUAUAAUGUAUAAAUGCAGAAAGCGUGCCUCUUCUUCUGUCAUUAAUGUAAGACAAGUUUUGGUAUAGGUAUUUGUCGACAUUGGUGGAUGGGGAAAAUUUUCUAGAAGUCGUAGAUGUGGGAGAAUUAUGUUAUUGGUCAUUCAACUUGCAUUAAAAUGUUAUCAAAGUGACCCAACUUCAAAUUUAUUUUA